CAACCAGGCAACAUGGCGCCCUCACUUUCCCCGGAACCCGCGGUGGACGAAGUCCAAGACCACUCGUCCUCCGACUCGGAGGUCGAACAAACCGACCUGCAAACCCGCACGCCCAAGAGGAGACGUCUCUCGGAGUCCUCCACGGACUCGUACGUCGCGCCGGCGCCGCUCCCCACCCUCUCCCGUAUCAAAAAGAAGGGAGCCAAGGACGAGCAGCCCGCCGCGGCAGAGAAGGACGAGCCGGUCCUGAUCAAAGAUGCGCUGGAGAUCGGGCUUCAGGACGCCCAGUCGUCAUUCACAUCUCUCAAGGUGGCGCCGUGGCUGAUCGGCGCGCUCACCACCAUGGCCGUCCGCAAACCAACCGCCAUUCAAAAGGCCUGUAUCCCGGAGAUCCUCAACGGCCGCGACUGCAUUGGAGGAAGCCGCACCGGUUCCGGUAAAACGAUCGCUUUUGCCGUGCCCAUGCUGCAGAAGUGGGCGGAGGAUCCGUUCGGUAUCUUUGGCCUCGUCCUCACCCCGACCAGAGAACUCGCGCUCCAAAUCUACGAGCAAAUGAAAGCCAUCUCCGCGCCCCAGAGCAUGAAACCCCUCCUCAUAACCGGCGGCACGGACAUGCGUCCACAAGCAAUUGCACUCUCACAACGACCGCACAUUGUGAUCGCGACCCCCGGCCGUCUCGCCGACCACAUCAACACGUCCGGCAGCGACACGAUCGCCGGCCUGAAGCGCAUCCGAAUGGUCGUCCUGGACGAAGCCGAUCGCCUCCUCUCCCCCGGAGCCGGCAGCAUGCUCCCGGACGUCGAAACCUGCCUCGGCGCGCUCCCCGCCUCCAGCGAGCGACAGACCCUCCUCUUCACCGCAACGCUCACCCCGGAAGUGCGCGCCCUGAAAUCGCUCCCCCGGCCCUCCAACUCCCCCAAACCCCCCAUCUUCGUCACCGAAAUCUCCAGCGAAAACACCGGCUCCAUCCCCCCGACCCUCAAACAAACCUACCUCAAAGUCCCCAUGACCCACCGCGAAGCCUUCCUGCACGUCCUGCUCUCCACGGAAGCCAACGCCAAAAAACCUGUCAUCAUCUUCUGCAACCAUACCAAGACCGCUGAUCUCCUGGAACGCAUGCUCCGUCGGCUGGAUCAUCGCGUCACCUCCCUGCACAGUCUGCUGCCGCAGUCGGAGCGAAACUCCAAUCUGGCGCGGUUCAGAGCGUCGGCGGCACGCCUGCUCGUCGCCACGGACGUCGCGUCCCGUGGUCUGGAUAUCCCGUCCGUCGGUCUGGUGGUGAACUUCGAUGUCCCUCGGAAUCCGGAUGAUUAUGUGCAUCGGGUUGGGCGAACGGCGCGUGCGGGGAGGGAGGGUGAGGCGGUGACGUUGGUCGGGCAGAGGGAUGUGGGGUUGGUGUUGGCGAUUGAGGAGAGGGUGGGGAGACAGAUGGAGGAGUUUGCGGAGGAGGGCGUGAGUGUUGAGGGACGGGUGGUCAGGACAGGCGUGUUGAAGGAGGUGGGUGAGGCGAAGAGGGAGGCCAUGGGCGAAAUUGAGGAGGGGAGGGAUGUCUUGGGCAGGAAGAGGAAUAAGUUGAAGAAGGUGAGGUAG
Molecule: messenger RNA, 1590 nt
Organism: Aspergillus heteromorphus CBS 117.55
Lineage: Eukaryota; Fungi; Ascomycota; Eurotiomycetes; Eurotiales; Aspergillaceae
Gene: dbp8
Product: ATP-dependent RNA helicase DBP8
Exons: 2
Coding region: 13-1590 (525 amino acids)
Molecular function (GO): ATP binding; nucleic acid binding; RNA helicase activity
Source: RefSeq, a predicted model, not a curated record